AUGAACAAUGAAGUUGGGCGUUGGAUGGAUAUGUUACCGCCAAACGUUCUAGAACAGCUCGAGCAACGUGCUACCAAAGAAAGUUGGAGGCCCCAUCGCGACAUUGAUGGACUCAAUGCGGAACAUUUCCACCAGAGAUGCUCUGAAAAGUUGCUUCAGGCUGUUGACAUCUUGACUGAAGUCAUCAUCAUGCACAAUUCGCUUUCAGCACACUCUGGGUCAUCCGUCCCCAUCGCCCAUCCGGCAACUGAUGAUUGCGCCUCUGAAAAGCAAUCAGAUGAUACAAAAAAGAAAGAAAACAUGGAGUACUCUUCGCCUAUGUGUCAUCAGAUUGGGGAGAGCAUAUUGGACAAGAACACCGUGGAUGAGAGUUUGGCUCUGACUCCCGAGUCCCUCGAAUAUGUGGCUGGGUCGAAUUUCAAUAUUUGGUUGGAAUUGAACGACUUUGACCUUGAAGGUGCUUCGAUAGGUCCAUACGAUACCGAAGAAGCUGGGUCCUGGAUGUCUUGUAAAUAA
This is a messenger RNA of Penicillium concentricum, 516 nucleotides long. RefSeq lists its product as uncharacterized. The transcript has a single exon. The coding region runs from base 1 to 516 and encodes 171 amino acids. Lineage: Eukaryota; Fungi; Ascomycota; Eurotiomycetes; Eurotiales; Aspergillaceae. The record is from RefSeq and is a predicted model, not a curated record.